Molecule: messenger RNA, 503 nt
Organism: Saccostrea cuccullata (small rock oyster)
Lineage: Eukaryota; Metazoa; Mollusca; Bivalvia; Ostreida; Ostreidae
Product: multiple epidermal growth factor-like domains protein 10
Exons: 5
Coding region: 1-486 (161 amino acids)
Source: RefSeq, a predicted model, not a curated record
AUGGGGCGUGGCAGUUAUCCUCGGGAAAAUGUCUCAAUACAACACAUUUUGUCCUUCCUGCUUGCAAGGAAUGCUGGUAAAUGCUGCGUAGGAUACAAAUGGAAUGACAAAAAUAAGACAUGUGAUGAGUGUGACAUUGGAUAUGAAGGAUACAGUUGCACUAAUAUCUGUCCAUAUCCAACAUAUGGAAUUGCAUGUCAGGAGAUAUGUGACUGUAACAAAUCCAAGUGUGACUAUCGCUAUGGGUGCAAGAUCAUUGCCGUAACAGAGAAAGACGAGCAUAAAUUGAUAACCAACAUACCGGAAAAAAACUGGACUAAUGGGAAUUCGAUGGAGAUAAAGAAUAGCAUACCACUUAAAGAUCCAUGCAAAAAGUACGAUUCUACAUCAACAACUAAAAGACUUUUUAUAGCAAUAAUAUGUUUAGUUUUAAUAUUCAUCAUUUUGAUCGCUGCACAUAUUGUAUUGUUUGUCAAGAUGAAAUAGAAAUCACACAAUGUUAA